This is a messenger RNA of Xiphophorus couchianus (Monterrey platyfish), 5254 nucleotides long. RefSeq lists its product as uncharacterized. The coding region runs from base 311 to 4915 and encodes 1534 amino acids. Gene Ontology annotation, biological process: DNA integration. The transcript has 2 exons. NCBI's taxonomy places the organism in Eukaryota, Metazoa, Chordata, Actinopteri, Cyprinodontiformes, Poeciliidae. The record is from RefSeq and is a predicted model, not a curated record. Gene Ontology annotation, molecular function: zinc ion binding; nucleic acid binding.
AAGAAGCAAUAAUAUUUUUUGUAACAUUUAAAUUCUAGAAUGUGUAUGUGAUCCUUUUGUUUGUGAAAUGUUUGUUACCUUUUGGGUGUGUCCUUGUAGCGGCCAUCUUGGAACCUACCAAAGAGGAGGCCCGCCUCAAACCCAGCUCUUUUAUAGAAAGGCCCAUGUUUGCCGGACUUUGAUUGGCUGGGCAGUUAAUUGAGAAGCCAACUUUGAGGAGUUUUUUCUUCCACACCACACCUCUCAGUGUAACAGUGGUGUCAGAAGUGGGAUGGUUUACGCCUGUGAAUGAAGGAAGACGACAGGCUAAAUGAGAGGAGUAGGACGUGGUAGAACUCGUGGGACAAAGAAAAGCCCCCUUUCUGAGAUGGAAGAAGGACAAAGCGGAGGACCAGCAGAGCCGGAUUCAUUACCUGAAGGAGCCAUGGCUGGGGAAGACAUUUUUGAACCGGUUGUGCGGCCUAAGCAGACCACAGUUGGUGCUGUGAGUAAAGAACAUUCUGAAUCUGACAUCUUUGAUGAAAUAAGAGAAUUUAUGCGACGUUCUAAACGAACAGAAGCAAUACUGUUUGAUCAGAUUAAACAGUUGCGCAGUAACAUGCCAAAACUGCGAAGUGAUGUUUAUGCUGAACAUGAGCUGUCUAUCGAGACUGGCAUUUCUACAGAAGCAGCUUUCCCAAAGCGAGAGACUAGGACACUGUCUCAGCUGUCUGCAACAGAGGAAGUCCAAGGAGCCUCUGAUUACCAAGCUGAACCUCAUUCUCCAUCUCAGCCCCAGCGGCAUAUAGCACAAGGAGCUCCAGCACAAAGAGUGGAACCAACCCGUGGAGGUGAUCCGAGAAUACCUGACUUUAAUGAGGGUGAGGAUCCUGAAAGUUUUUUCAUACGUUUUGAACGCAUUGCUAAAACAUGGGGAUGGCAACCAGCUGAAUGGGCUGCUAGAGUGGUCACAUUAUUGACUGGAAAAGCCCUUGAGGCAUAUGCUGGAAUGGAUGAGGACCAAUCUGACUCUUAUGACGCUAUUAAAGCUGCUGUGUUGUCUAAGUUUAAUGUAACAGAAGAGACCUACAGAUUCCGGUUUCGAAGCAUCAGUGUUCCAGUGGGGGAGAGUGUACGUGAAACCUACGGUCGGAUAAAGGGACUCUACAAGCGAUGGAUGCGGCCUGACAGUCGGAGUAAAGAAGAGAUUGGGGAAACAAUCAUUUUGGAGCAGUAUCUUCGUGUGCUUCAACCAGACGUCCGCACAUGGGUGAAGGAGAACAAUCCAAAGACUGGAGAAGAAGCGGCAGACCUGGCUGAACGUUACCUGGCUGCUCACAGAGAACCUUUUAAGUCAAGAGAGACUGAGAGACCAAGGUCUAUGGAGGUAAAACCUCCAGGUGCAACUAAGGCUGACAACUUGGACAAGAGGGGUGGUAAGAAGUAUACACAGUCUGGACUAAAGUAUGGUCUCAUUUGUUACUAUUGUCAGCAGCCUGGUCACAAAGCUUCUUUAUGUCCAUUAAGAAAAAGUAAGUCAGUAGAGUUAUGUGUGGUACCUUCCAAAGAACAUAAUUAUGAACUUUCUGAUGACAUGAUUCCACAUAAAUAUGUAGUUGAUGUGGUGAUAAAUGGCAAAGCUGUAAAAGCUCUUGCAGACACAGGUAGCUCACAAACUCUGGUGAAAUCAUCCUUGUUGAGUAAUGUACUGCCUAACUUUAACAAACCGGUAAACAUUACUUGUGUUCAUGGAUGUCAGAAAGAGUAUCCAACUGCUGAUGUCACUAUUAAUGUUGAAGGACAAGCUUUUAUGUUGACUGUUGGAGUUUUGAAUCAGUUAGCAUAUGAUGUUAUCCUAGGAGAAGAUUUACCAAUCCUAGACAGUUUGGUUCAAGAAAACUCGGUGGCUUCUUCCUGUGCUGUCACCACACGUUCCAUGAAAAAGGGUUUAGAACCUCUGCCAGAUGUAGAUGAUGAUCUGUAUGAAGUAGGAAACAAAAUCAGGAAAUCAAAACGACAGCGUAGACAGGAGAAAAAUAGGAACAAAAGCAGGUCAAAACACCCUGAACCUGCAUUGCCAUUAACUCCAUGUAUUGAUUUCCAGUGGAAAAUUCCUAAUAACUUUAAAGAGAGACAAGAAAAUGAUCCAUCUUUGAAACCUCUCUUUAAUAAAGCAUAUAAAGAUGGUGGAAAAGAGAGUGCUGCUGAGUUUAAAAGUUUAGCAGGAGAGCCUUUCAUUAUAAGGGAUAAACUUUUGUAUCUAGCAGACAUUGAUGAACCCAGACUUGUUGUGCCAAAAGAAUACCGUUCAGUAAUUCUGCAUUUGGGUCACACUAUACCGUGGUCAGGGCACUUAGGACAGGCAAAAACUUAUAAUCGUGUUGCCCAACGUUUUUAUUGGCCAGGAUUAUAUAAAGAUGUAGUUGAAUACUGCAAAACAUGUCAUGACUGUCAGCUGGUGGCCCCUACUAAAGUUUCAGACCGUGCCCAGUUGCAGACAUUACCUAUAAUGAGUGUUCCUUACGAGAGAAUCGCCAUGGAUAUCAUAGGUCCUUUACCUAAGAGCAGUAAUGGCUAUAAAUAUGCAUUAGUCAUCUGUGAUUAUGCAACCAGAUAUCCAGAUGUUUAUCCAUUACGUUCUCUGCAGGUUAAACACAUUGUUCGGUGUUUAGUAGACCUUUUCUCCAGAGUUGGUAUCCCAAAGGAGAUUCUGACAGAUCAGGGUACCAAUUUCAUGUCACAGGUGAUGAAAACUCUUUAUGAUCAACUGGGUGUAAAAGGUAUUCGGACUACUCCAUACCAUCCAGAAACUGAUGGUUUGGUAGAACGAUUUAAUGGUACAUUAAAGCAAAUGUUGAGAAAGUUUAUUGAUGAUGCUGGCAAAAACUGGGAUAAAUGGUUGCCUUUCCUUUUGUUUGCUUACAGAGAAGUACCACAAGCCUCAACUGGUUUUUCUCCUUUUGAGUUGCUUUAUGGAAGACAGGUUAGAGGCCCUUUGGACAUGCUGAAGGAGAACUGGGUGGCUGGAGUGGCAUCAGGGUCCAGUGAAGCGGCUUCACCAACAAACAUCAUCUCCUACAUACUUCAGAUGAGAGACAACCUGGAAAAGUACAGAGAACAAGUUAAAGAUCAUAUGGAGAAGGCUCAACAUAAGCAAAAGGUAUGGUACGACAGACGUGCCCGUGAAAGAGAGCUGAAGACUGGCCAGAAAGUCUUAGUACUCUUGCCCAGUGGGCCAAGUAAGUUGCUUGCUAAAUGGCAAGGACCCUACACUGUGGUUAGAAGAGCAGGACCAGUGACUUAUGAAAUUAUCUGUCCAGAAAAACAAAAGUCAAAGCAACUGCUUCAUGUAAAUCUAUUAAAGGAGUAUCAUGAAAGAAAUGUUCCAGAAAUGGAUGUGAAGCAGAUCCUGAUGGUACAAGAUGUUCAGCCAGAAGACAGUGCUGUGUUGAAAGAUGGGGAAGCUGAAAUGAGUCCAUGCAGAGAAUUGACCAAAUCUGAAAAGGCUCCUAAGCAUCUGACUCCUGAUCAGUGGCAACAGCUGGGUGAGAUUAAACAGUCUUUUCCAUCCCUGUUUGCAGAUGUACCUGGGCGAACUGAAAUUAUAACACACAAAAUAACUUUGAAAGAUACAACACCUGUUCGUCUUAAGCCUUACCGGAUUCCAGAAAGAAUGAUGGAUCCACUGAAAAAAGAGGUCCAGAUGAUGCUGGAAAUGGGAGUUAUAGAGCCAUCAAGAAGUGAGUGGUCAAAUCCCAUUGUGUUGGUUCCUAAAAAAGACUCAAAUCAACUACGUUUUUGUUCUGACUUAAGAAAGUUAAACAGCAUUUCCUGUUUUGAUUCUUAUCCCAUGCCACGCAUUGACGAGCUACUGGAAAGACUGGGGAAAGCCAAAUACAUCACAACAUUAGAUUUAUGUAAGGGUUACUGGCAAGUGCCUUUAGAUCCAUCCUGUAAGGAAUACACAGCCUUUCAGAUUCCAGGAAUGGGUUUAUUUCAUUACACGGUUCUACCAUUUGGUCUUCAUGGAGCACCAGCUACCUUUCAAAGGUUGAUGGACAUUAUUCUUAGUGACUGUUCAAAGUUUGCUGCUGCCUACCUGGAUGAUGUUGUGAUCUACAGUGAAACUUGGGAGAAUCACCUACAACAUCUAAAGGUGGUAAUGGCAAGGAUCCAGAAUGCUGGUCUCACUCUGAAUGUGAACAAGUGUGCAUGGGCACAAGAAGAAGUAACAUAUCUGGGCUACCUUGUUGGCCAUGGACAGAUAAAGCCACAACUUGAAAAAGUAAGAGCCAUUCAAACGAUUCCCAGACCUCAAACAAAGAAGCAAGUGAGAUCAUUUUUGGGCUUAGUUGGGUGGUAUAGAAGAUUUAUACCCCAUUUCUCAACUUUGGCAGCCCCUCUGACUGAGUUGACAAAAAGGUCUACUUCUAAAAUUAUGUGGAAGGAGGACUGUGAACAUGCAUUUCAAUCUUUAAAGAAACUGAUUUGUCAAGCUCCUGUUUUACAGAGUCCUAACUUUUCCGAGCCGUUUAUUGUUCAAGUGGACGCUUCAAAUGUUGGUCUUGGAGCAGUGCUAGCUCAGGGAGAAGCUGGUGAAGAGAAACCUGUCCUUUUCUUAAGUAAAAAACUUUUUGACCGGGAGAAAAAGUACUCCACAGUAGAAAAGGAAGGACUUGCAAUAAAGUGGGCUUUGGACUCUUUAAAAUAUUAUCUCCUAGGAAGGGAGUUUACUCUGCAAACUGAUCACAGACCUCUGAAGUGGAUGCAUUCCAAGCAGCAUCAGAAUGCCCGUAUAUUACGUUGGUGCCUCGCCCUUCAGCCAUACCAGUUCACCAUACAGCAUUGUCCAGGUAAGAAAAAUCUUAUUGCUGACUACCUUUCUCGUUUACCUGAGUUUUGUAAACCAGAGGGGGAAGAAGUGAGUAAAUGUUAAGAAGCAAUAAUAUUUUCUGUAACAUUUAAAUUCUAGAAUGUGUAUGUGAUCCUUUUGUUUGUGAAAUGUUUGUUACCUUUUGGGUGUGUCCUUGUAGCGGCCAUCUUGGAACCUACCAAAGAGGAGGCCCGCCUCAAACCCAGCUCUUUUAUAGAAAGGUCCAUGUUUGCCGGACUUUGAUUGGCUGGGCAGUUAAUUGAGAAGGUGGGGACAACAGUAUAUAAGAGGACUGUUGGCUGAGCCAAAAGAGGGAGAAAGCUUGAGAAGAUGUCAUUUUUGUCUUGUCUGUGAGCCAUGCUGUGCUGAAGGAGGCCUAAUAAACCACCUUUGUUUAUGCUA